AUGGACGUGAUCAGAAAUGUUCAAGUAGCUAAAGAUGAUUACGAAAGAAAAAAAAACAAAUAUGGAAAACCAAAGUAUUUGGAUUCCAGCGAUGAAGUACCUAUUUCUGAAAACAUCUCAUCUUCGACAAGUUGUGAAACAAAAACUGCUAAACGUCAAGUUGCACACGCCAUGUAUUUGCAGCCCGUCGGUAAGAUACCUAAUUUUGAAAAAUUGCCAUCUUCGAAAAGUCAUAAUUCGGAAAUCGUCGAACAUCAUCUUGAACACGCCAUCCUCUACCAGAAUGUCACCCAAUUGAUGGAGAAACGUGAGGAAUUUGCCUUGAUCGAAGAUGACUUCGGACCGACUCUGGAAAAAUUAAUGAAAGAUGGUAAAACACCAUCGUUUCAAAAUCUGGUGGAAGCUUGCAGUACAUACGACAACACUAAAGAUAUCGAAGUGCACACCAAAAAGAGUAGUUCAACUUGUGCAUAUUUCAUGGACAGAGGACUUUCUCAAGAUGAGGCAAAAGCGUACGCUUUUGCUAUCGCAUUCUACACAGGUGCAUACAGCUGGGCAAUGAGUAUGGAGGCGAAUUUUGCCAUUCGACGAUUAACCAAACAGGAACAGUUUUACUCGGACGAAGCUAGAGUCGAUGGUAAGGCAGCCAUGAUUAUGUAUUAUCUUAUUAAAGGCCUCUCGCAUAUCGAUUUUUACUGGGGCGAGGUGAUUGAACUUGGACUGAGCAAAUAUGUAGUGCUGUGGGUUGAUGAUAAUAUUUUUGAUGGAGGUUGGGAAAACAAACGGCAUAUGGAAAAAGCCAGUACUCUAGGAACUCGUGUCAACGUCCAUUUCGUUCCUAAAUCGAACACAGAAUCAGCACUAACAUUUCUUCGCUCGGAAUUCGGGCAGCGACUCAAAAAUAGCAACACAUUUCGCAUCGUCACUGAUAUGAAGCGAACGAAUGAGAGCUUGCCUAGCACAGCAGGCGUUCGACUAAUACAUGAAGCCCGUGAACUUGGUUUUCAUCAGACUUGCCUAAUAUUCACAGGACAUGAAGAGUCAGCAUAUGAAAAGCUGAUCAAACAAUUUGGUACUAAGAAUCCAGAAGGUGUCAAGGUAACUCAAGAUGAUGCUGAACUAGAAAAGUUUGUAAUUUUCAACGGCUCCUAA
Adineta steineri is the source of this 1152-nucleotide messenger RNA. NCBI's taxonomy places the organism in Eukaryota, Metazoa, Rotifera, Eurotatoria, Adinetida, Adinetidae. The record is from the annotation of a GenBank genome assembly.